UGGGUCCGGACUCGCACCCAGACCCGACCCGACCCGCCCCCAGCCAGCCCUGACUGCGCCAUGCGGGGACCCGUCCUGGCUCUGUGGCUUUUCCUGUCCCUGCGCACUGCGCUCAGCGGGAUGGAGGUGCGGUGGUGCACCACCUCAGACCCGGAGCAGCAGAAAUGUGGCGACAUGAGCAAGGCCUUCCAGGAAGCGGGCAUCCAGCCCCCCCUCCUCUGCAUCCAGGGCACCUCGGUGGACCACUGCUUCCAGCUCAUCGCGGCCCAGGAGGCUGAUGCCAUUACUGUGGAUGGAGGAGCCAUUUAUGAGGCAGGAAAGCAGCACGGCCUGAAGCCCGUGGUGGGCGAAGUGUAUGAUCAAGAGGUUGGGACCUCCUAUUAUGCAGUGGCUGUGGUAAAGAGGAACUCCAGCGUGACCAUAAACACCCUGAAAGGUGUGAAGUCUUGCCACACAGGCAUCAACAGGACAGUGGGCUGGAACGUGCCUGUGGGCUACCUGGUGGAGAGCGGCCGCCUCUCAGUGAUGGGCUGUGAUGUACUCAAAGCUGUCAGUGACUAUUUUGGGGGCAGCUGCGUUCCUGGGGCAGGAGAGACUAGUUAUUCGCAGUCCCUCUGUCGCCUCUGCCGGGGUGACACCUCUGGGGAGGGCAUAUGUGACAAGAGCCCUCUGGAGAGAUACUAUGACUACAGUGGAGCCUUCAGGUGCCUGGCAGAAGGCGCAGGUGAUGUGGCCUUUGUGAAGCACAGCACAGUGCUGGAGAACACAGACGGGAAAACGCUGCCUUCCUGGGGCCAGGCGCUGCAGUCACAGGACUUCCAGCUGCUGUGCAGGGAUGGCAGCCGAGCUGAUGUCACCGAGUGGAGACAAUGCCACCUGGCCCGCGUGCCCGCCCAUGCCGUAGUGGUUCGGGCAGACACGGAUGGGGGCCUCAUCUUCCGGCUGCUCAACGAAGGCCAGCGUCUGUUCAGCCAUGAAGACAGCAGCUUCCAGAUGUUCAGCUCUGAAGCCUAUGGCCAGAAGAACCUGCUGUUCAAGGACUCCACCUCAGAGCUGGUACCCAUCGCCACGCAGACCUAUGAGGCCUGGCUGGGACCCGAGUACCUGCACGCCAUGAAGGGUCUGCUCUGUGACCCCUACAGGCUUCCCCACUACCUACGCUGGUGUGUGCUGUCCACGCCCGAGAUCCAGAAGUGUGGAGACAUGGCUGUGGCCUUCAGCCGGCAGAGGCUCAAGCCAGAGAUCCAGUGUGUGUCAGCCCAGUCGCCUGAGCACUGCAUGGAGCAGAUCCAGGCUGGACACAUUGAUGCUGUGACCCUAAGUGGAGAGGACAUUUACACAGCAGGGAAGGUGUAUGGCCUGGUCCCAGCAGCUGGGGAGCUCUAUGCUGAGGACGACAGGAGCAGCUCGUACUUUGUGGUGGCUGUGGUGAGGCGGGACAGCGCCUACUCCUUCACGUUGGACGAGCUGCGUGGCAAGCGCUCCUGCCACGCUGCUUUCGGCAGCCCCUCGGGGUGGGAUAUCCCCGUGGGCGCCCUCAUCCAGAGGGGCUUCAUCCGGCCCAAGGACUGUGACGUCCUCACUGCCGUGAGCGAGUUCUUCAAUGCCAGCUGUGUGCCAGUGAACAACCCCACGCAUUACCCUUCCUCGCUGUGUGCGCUCUGCGUGGGGGAUGAGCAGGGCCGCAACCCGUGCGUGGGCAACAGCCAGGAACGCUACUACGGCUACAGCGGGGCCUUCAGGUGCCUGGUAGAGAAAGCCGGGGAUGUCGCCUUCGUCAAGCACACCACUGUCUUUGAGAAUACAAACGGCCACAAUCCCGAGCCUUGGGCUACUGGACUCAAGUGGCAGGACUAUGAACUACUUUGCCCCAAUGGGGCCCGGGCCGAGGUGAACCAAUUUGAAGCUUGCAACCUGGCACAGAUCCCCUCCCAUGCUGUCAUGGUGCGGCCAGACACCAACAUCUUCACUGUGUUUGGACUGCUGGACAAGGCCCAGGACCUGUUUGGAGAUGAUCACAAUCAGAAUGGGUUCAAAAUGUUCGACUCCUCCAAAUACCACAGCCAAGACCUGCUCUUCAAGGAUGCUACAGUGCGGGCAGUGCCUGUCAGAGAGAAGACCACGUACCUGGACUGGCUGGGGCCUGACUAUGUGGCGGCUCUGGAGGGCAUGCUGUCUCAGCAGUGUUCAAGAGCAGCUCCCCCAGCUUCGCAGGCCCUUCUGCUGCCACUGCUUCUGCUGCCCCUGGCUGCUGGCCUUGUCCCAUCUGCCCUCUGA
Dipodomys ordii (Ord's kangaroo rat) is the source of this 2277-nucleotide messenger RNA. It is a transcript of the gene Meltf, whose product is annotated as antigen p97 (melanoma associated) identified by monoclonal antibodies 133.2 and 96.5. The transcript is spliced from 16 exons. The record is from RefSeq and is a predicted model, not a curated record. Bases 61 to 2277 code for a protein of 738 amino acids. Gene Ontology annotation, cellular component: recycling endosome; early endosome; extracellular region. Gene Ontology annotation, biological process: iron ion transport. NCBI's taxonomy places the organism in Eukaryota, Metazoa, Chordata, Mammalia, Rodentia, Heteromyidae.